CUGUCAUCGACCUCCAGCUUAUCUCGGGCCCUCCAAAAAACCGUCUUCAAGUCGAGCCUUGACACACGGAAUCCGGGGAAACGCGGGCCUGUGUUGAUUUUCCAACCCCCUUUUUCCGUACAGACGCUCGCUCUCUGCCUGGCCUUGCCUUAUCGCCGGUUCCAGAAACUCGGAUCCUACCCCCAUUCCCCAGAUUUCAGAUUCGAGAUUACGCACUGAUUGGCGCCAUCAUCCCUGGUUCCCGAAGCUGUUCCUGAGCCAGUCCAUCUUGUUCGGAGAAUUUUAGCACGAGGGAACUUUGUGAGAGAGAGGAGGAACCGAGACCUGGGGCGUGUCUUGCCAUCCCAUAUCGAAAACUCAUUCGCUGUCCCCGCCCAAGCUUUUUCCGAGUGCCGUGGUGCAGCACACGUUGGCACUCAACCCGCAUUAGGUUCUUCCCCGAAUCCGCUCCUGGGCAGGCCCCGCAUCAACAAAGGCUCACCACUACCAACCACUACCGGAAACCCCCCCCCCUGCCGAGCCCUCUACACUACCUACCUACAUACGACGGCGUACCUUGCACAAGAGUCACAGUCACAGACGCUCAACACGCACACUCUCACUGGCAGAACAAACAACGUCUGCCAGUGCAACUAAUUCUGUACAAUCAGGGAAGGAAGAAGGACAUGGCAGACAAGAUGUCUAUCGAUAAGCACGAUCCCACCAAAGACGAUAGUGAAGACUCGCAGAUGGAGUCUAGUCCCGAGAGAGAAAGAGAGGGAGAGGCACCUGGUGGUGAGGCCAAUGGCCCAAAUACAGGUACCUCGACGAAAACCGCUGCUCCCCAAGAAAACCAACAGCCCAAGCGCAAAGGCGGCCGCAAGCCGAUCUAUGCCACGUCCGAGGAACGGAAGCAGAGGAACCGUCAGGCUCAAGCUGCAUUCCGUGAGCGCAGGACUGAGUACAUCAAGCAGCUUGAAGAUGCUAUCCGCACCCACGAGCAAAACCUUGCCAAUCUGCAGGCUGCUCACCGACAUGCCGCUGACGAAUGCCUGAUGCUUCGUUACAAGAAUUCGCUUUUGGAGCGCAUCCUCCUUGAGAAAGGCAUCGAUGUUCAAGCCGAGCUCCAAGCCAAGACGGGCAGUCCAAAUCUUGGACCUACUCAUAUGCCCCAAAACUUGGUACAGCAGCCGCCGAUUCAGCGGGCUCUCCUGAAUAGACACCAUGCCCGCAGAUCGCAGUCGAGCAUCGCUCCUAAACUCGAACCCGGGAUUCCUAUCUCUCCCCUGCCACCUCCGGUUCAUUCUCACGCGUCAGCUCUAUCGCCCAAGAGUCGGCCAACACCACUAUCGCAUUCGGCCUCACCAUCAACGACAGCAACCUUUGGUUCCCAUAGCGGCGCAUCACCGGUCACUUCCGACGGCAUGAUUCCCCCGAUUCGCCCGCAUCUCCCACCCGCUUCAGCAUUAAAGAUCCACCCGCCUUCGCAAUUGGGUAACGGAGUGCCCGGUCUAGCUCAGCAACAACGCCAGAUGCAGAUGCCUGGCCUUCAGCAAGGACAGAACCACAUGAGGAACAGCGUUGGCGGAAACACGAAUUCGUUCUACCCCACGCCUUCCUUCCAGAAUCAUAUUGAGCAACUCGGCUCAUUCCGUAAUUCAGAACAGGAGUACGACGCCGCAGCCGAGAUGAUGGACGACCCCGGCGAGACCCCCGAUACUCCAAGCGGACCUGGCCCCUAUCCCGGCCAAGCAUACGGCGGCGACCCCCAAGCAAUGUCACUUUCGUCCCCUGUCACCUCCGGUCCUCAAGGAAACCAGCAGUCACCGAUCGAAAACGGCUCUCAUCAACAGCAUCCUGCGUACCCGCCAAUGGCCCAGCUUCUCGAUCACCAAUACGACUUUGGCGAUCCUUUCGGUUUGAGUGCUAGCAUGGCUUUUCCGACACAGUUCUCGUUCGACACCAGCAACAUGCGGUAGAAGAGACGGAGAGAAAGGAGGAUAAUGGCAUGGCUUAGGGAGAGGAGGUAUCGCGGGAUGUUAUGGGUUUCACCGUUACCCGAUUCGACAGACAUCUGUUUAAAAUUCGACAUACUGAAAAAUUUCACAAACCGGCACAUCACACAUAGCCGGGUCAGCAACUGCACAGCAAUCGAGAAAGGAGGUUAUAUAAAAAAUAGGUGGGCACGAUGGCCGCUUCGGACGAAUGACGACAACGCGAGAAGACACAACAACAACAAAAGUACGACCGGAAAAGUUAAUGUUUUUAAAAGAUACCCGUGAAGCAGUGAGCACUGGGUAUAAUUCACAAUCAGCGGGUUUUGCCCUCUUUUUAUGGGAGAGACAAACCCGUCUCCCCACUCUUUUGUUCCCUCUUUUGGAUAUUUUUUGAGAUUUUGUUUGUGUUGGUCACUGGCUUUUGGUGAUGCCAGCAUGUUUUGAUACCUUGUAUGCGUCUGCUUUCACUGUAACUGUACCACAAAACAAAAAUGGUGUUCAAAAUCGGAUACUUUGAUUCAUAUCACAGAAGGAAAAAGGAGUUUUCUCAAUCUCAUCAAAAAGCAUGGUGUUUGGACCCGGUGUUUGAUAUGUUCAACUGUCAAUUUCUGUCUGGGCUAUCAGCGAUUGAGGUUGGAAAAUAGGAGGUCAGCGCAGCAUGACAAUCAACUUGUCAUCACGAUGAGAAUCUACGGAAUUGUUGACCAACGAAAAACGCGGGGGGAAUACCACGAGACCGUUGAGGCUACGGCAGAUGACAAGCCUCGCCAUGGGGAGCAGGACAUGUUGUUUACAUUACCUUGAACCGUCUACCUGAUGUAAAUAGCCAGAUCAACGUCACCUACCAUCAGACAGGAUCAUCAGGAAAUACUACUAAACAAAAGUUACAUCGAAG
Molecule: messenger RNA, 2871 nt
Organism: Neurospora crassa OR74A
Lineage: Eukaryota; Fungi; Ascomycota; Sordariomycetes; Sordariales; Sordariaceae
Product: bZIP transcription factor
Exons: 4
Coding region: 666-1958 (430 amino acids)
Cellular component (GO): RNA polymerase II transcription regulator complex
Molecular function (GO): transcription cis-regulatory region binding; DNA-binding transcription activator activity, RNA polymerase II-specific
Source: RefSeq, a predicted model, not a curated record